UUGUUGUUGUUGUUGUUGUUGUUCUGAGGAGAUGUCUCUAAGGAAGGUGUUCCGCUCACGGAAAUUCUCGAAAUCGUUCAUGGAGGUUAACGCUGCGGUAGCUCCUAAGGUGGAGGGAGGGGAAAAGAAGGAGGAGGCAGGGGAGGAGGGGAAUGCGUGGUCGGGGAUGUUGCCGGAGCUGCUGGGAGAGAUUAUAAGAAGGGUGGAGGUGGAGGAGGAGCAGUGGCCGCAGCGGCAGAACGUGGUGGCGUGCGCCUGUGUCUGCAAGCGGUGGAGGGACAUGACGCGUGAGAUCGUUGGACAGCCUCAUAAUAACGGCAAAAUCACUUUUCCUUCAUGUCUUAGGAAGCCAGGUCCACGUGAACUUCCCAACCAGUGUCUGAUAAAGCGAAACAAGAAGACCUCAACAUUUUAUCUAUAUCUUGCCUUAACACCAUCAUUCACAGACAAAGGGAAGUUUUUGUUAGCGGCUAGAAGAUACAGGUUUGGUACCCAUACUGAAUAUAUAAUAUCACUUGAUGCCGAGGACUUAUCCCAAGGAAGCAAUGCUUAUGUUGGAAAAUUAAGCUCGGAUUUUCUUGGCACCAACUUCACAAUUUACGACAGUCAACCACCCCAUGCUGGUGCAAAACCAUCGAGUGGCAGGUCUAGUCGCCGUUUUGCCAGCAAACAGAUAAGCCCUCAAGUUCCUGCUGGUAACUUUGAAGUGGGGCAGGUCUCCUACAAGUUCAACCUCUUGAAAUCAAGAGGGCCAAGGAGGAUGGUUUGCUCCCUCAAGUGUCCUGCAACACCGUUGGGAGAAACUUCAGAUAUCACAUCAUUGGACGGCAACAAGACAAACAGUAAAGAUCAAGCUACUCCUACCUGCACAGUCUUGAAGAACAAAGCACCAAGGUGGCACGAGCAUUUGCAGUGCUGGUGCUUGAAUUUUCAUGGCCGUGUGACAGUAGCAUCCGUGAAGAACUUUCAGCUGGUUGCUACGGUGGACCAAAGCCAACCGGGAGGGAAAGGAGAUGAGGACACGGUUCUCCUGCAGUUUGGCAAAGUGGGGGAUGAUACUUUCACCAUGGAUUAUAGGCAGCCCUUAUCUGCCUUUCAGGCAUUUGCCAUUUGCUUGACUAGCUUUGGCACUAAACUGGCAUGUGAGUAAUAUAUAGUAUGUGUCAUUAUGCUUAUUUAUUCCGUGGAAUGUUGUACGUCAAUAGUUUAUUUUUGUUUAAUAUUUUUUCCCCGGCUGAGUCCAUAAAUUUGAUUUCAGGAAGCUUGUUGUAAGUAAAUGUUGUUAUAUUAUCAAUAGAACAUGACAUCUUCCAUAAUGAAAACAUGUUGGUCCCUUCCUGCA
Messenger RNA from Arachis ipaensis, 1342 nucleotides. It is a transcript of the gene TLP7, whose product is annotated as tubby like protein 7. The record is from RefSeq and is a predicted model, not a curated record. Lineage: Eukaryota; Viridiplantae; Streptophyta; Magnoliopsida; Fabales; Fabaceae.